Molecule: messenger RNA, 1329 nt
Organism: Tauraco erythrolophus (red-crested turaco)
Lineage: Eukaryota; Metazoa; Chordata; Aves; Musophagiformes; Musophagidae
Gene: RXFP3
Product: relaxin family peptide receptor 3
Biological process (GO): positive regulation of cytosolic calcium ion concentration; G protein-coupled receptor signaling pathway; immune response
Cellular component (GO): external side of plasma membrane; membrane
Molecular function (GO): C-C chemokine binding; C-C chemokine receptor activity
Source: RefSeq, a predicted model, not a curated record
AUGGGCGAGCCCUGUGAGCGCGGUGCCUGCUCGCCGGCCGCCGGCAUGAAGGAGGGAGCGGACUGGGAGUCCUGGGACGUGCCGCUGGGUUUCCUGGAGGGCGCCCAGAUGGACAACAGGAGCAACAUGUCCUUGCUGCAGCUCUUUAAGACCAUCAACCUGGAGCGAGCCGACGGGAUGCAGGGGGACAGCUCCAACGUGGUGCGGAUUGUCAUCUCGCUGGUGUACUCCGUGGUGUGCGCCCUGGGGCUGGUGGGCAACCUGCUGGUGCUCUACCUGAUGAAAAGCAAACAAGGCUGGAGAAAGUCCUCCAUCAACCUCUUUGUGACCAGCCUGGCAGUGACUGACUUCCAGUUUGUGCUGACCUUGCCAUUCUGGGCGGUGGAGAAUGCGCUGGACUUCAACUGGCUCUUCGGCAAGGCAAUGUGUAAGAUUGUUUCAUAUGUGACAGCCAUGAAUAUGUAUGCCAGUGUCUUCUUUCUCACCGCCAUGAGUAUGGCUCCCAUAGCCUCAGCCUUGAAGAAUCAGCGACGAGGUGACCCCCUGGGUGGCUGCUGCUCUGCCAAGUGGCUUUGUGCGCUCAUCUGGCUGUUAGCUAUCCUGGUUUCCCUGCCCCAUGCCAUUUUUUCCACCACUGCCACCGUCUUUGAUGAUGUGCUCUGCCUCGUGAAGUUCCCUGAGAGCCGAGGCAGCAAUGCCCAGUUCUGGCUGGGUCUGUACCACAUCCAGAAGGUGCUGCUGGGUUUCGUGGUGCCACUGGCCAUCAUCAGCCUCUGCUACUUGCUCCUAGUGCGCUUUAUCAGUGACAAGCACGUCGGCAGCACCUGCAGCGGCCCCAGCACCAAGCGCCGCUCCAAAGUGACUAAGUCGGUGUCCAUCGUGGUACUGUCUUUCUUCUUGUGCUGGCUGCCUAACCAAGCGCUCACGACCUGGGGCAUCCUCAUCAAACUCAACGUGGUGCACUUCAGUACUGAGUACUUCCUCUCCCAAGUGUACCUCUUCCCCAUCAGCGUGUGCCUGGCACACUCCAACAGCUGCCUCAAUCCCAUCCUCUACUGCCUCAUGCGCAGGGAGUUCCGCAAGGCACUGAAGAGCCUCCUCUGGAGGAUCACCUCACCUUCCCUCACCACCAUGCGCCCUUUCACCGACACCACCAAGCCCGAGCAGGAGGAGCAGGCCCUGCACGCCUUGGUGCCUGUCCACCCUGUCAACGCUUCUUCCCCUGCUGCAACCGUCCAGCCGGAGGUGGCCUACUACCCCCCCGGGGUGGUGAUGUACAGCAGCCGCUGUGACCUGCUGCCCGCUAGCUCCACGGAGCAGCGCUGCUGA